UUUAGGUGAACUACUGGAAUUCUAAUGUAAACGAAGUUCAAGGUGUUGUCAUGGACCAAGAAGGAAAAGUAGUGCAUCGCCUUUUUGGAAAAUGGCAUGAAGGAUUAUAUUGUGGAAUUGCACCUUCAGCAAAAUGUAUAUGGAGGCCUGGUUCCAUGCCAACAAAUUAUGAGCAUUAUUAUGGUUUCACAAGGUUUGCUAUUGAGCUAAAUGAGUUAGAUCCUGCACUGAAAGACCUUCUUCCAAAAACAGAUGCUCGAUUCAGGCCAGAUCAAAGGCAUUUGGAAGAUGGAAAUUUAGAAACAGCAGCAGCAGAAAAACAAAGAAUUGAAGAAUUGCAGAGAUGCCGGAGACGUUAUUUAGAGGAAAACAAUAUGGAACAUGUACCAAAAUAUUUUAAAAAAGUUAUUGAAGCAAAUCAGAGAGAAGCGUGGGUUUCUAAUGACACCUAUUGGGAACUCCGAAAGGAUCCUGGCUUUAAUAAAGUAGAAACACUCAAACUCUGAUUGAAAAAUGGAGCUCUUCUCUAACCGAUCCUUCUGUUUCAAACAAGCUUCAGGAAAUCUCAAGAACAUCUAAUUUAUGUGAUAUGCUUCCAUUUAAAAUACUUCUUACUCAUUGGAAGUUUCUGCAUCAAGCUAUGUCACAAUCAAGUGCCCAUUCUGACUUACCUGAUACGCUUUGCUUUUUGUAAGCCUUCUCUCCCCUCAAUCUAUUCUCCCAGCCGUCCCAAUCAAUGAUUCCUCUGAAAGUAUCCAUAUUAUAAUGGCAAAUUUGGGGAAUUCUUUGUAGAUUGGGAACAGAUAAGAACGAGGCUUUUUAGAGUCCAGAAGCAGACCGAGAUACCCAGUUGUGUAACAGGAAUCACUCCCAUCCCUAUCUCUGCUAUGCACUGCUGAGUCUUAGCAUGUAGUCUCAGCAUUGGCUGAAUGUAGACUUGGGCACAUUGGCUCAAAACAUACUUGAAUAAUUAUCACAGAACUAUCAUUAUUAACUAUUGUUACUUCUCCUCUGCUUUUCUCUUUAAAUAUAACAGUUCCAAAAAGGAUGUUCAGUAGAAAAUAAAGUCAGGAUUUGGAGGGACACUUAAGUGCAGUCCUUGAUCAAAUCAAAUGAUGUUUUGCAGGCUUCCCAAGUAUUUCACAGCUCACAAAUAAUUAUUGUGGUUGCCCAAAGGAACUUUGGUUCUGGGCUAAUGCUACAUACAAUUAGAAUGAACAAUAACCACAUUCUGUCUACCAAGUCAACCCUAUGAGAUUUCAGUAAAAUUUCUCAGCCAUCUCUGUGUUUCUGAGAUUGGAAUGGUGCCAAUUUUGCAACCGGGAAUUCUGUAAUAUAUAAUAAUUUUAAUGCAAGCAAUGUAUUAUGAAUAAGUGUUUUCCUAUUUCAACAGAAUGUGACUUUUGUCCAUGCCCAGGAUUAAGUUUUCAUCCAAAUUAAUGAAUUGCUCCCCUAUAAAAUAAUAUAUAUUGUAAAGUUCUUUUUGUGACUUACCUAAUUUAUCAGGAUUUUUAAAAGACAAUAUUGAGCUCCAUAUAUUUUUUGAAAUUAUAGGUAUUCAAAUAAGAAACAGUGUUAUGACAUGAUUUAUCAAUUGCUUUUUUCCCCUUAAAGAUAAUCCAGUAGAUUUAUCAAGUCUCCCUCAAAUUGUCUCUAGUUAUAGCCAUUCAGGCUGCAUAAUGUUGGUACAAGAUAAUAAUAUUGUGAUCUGACACAUCUAGCGUGAAAUGGGACAACUCCGCCACAGCCAACUUGCUGUGGCCAAUUUGCCAUGGGGCAACUUGUCAUGGCCAACUCGCCACAAGACACCUCACUGUGGGGCAGUUUAACAUUUCAAUUAUUUGAAAUAAAUUUAAAAAAUAUUUUAAUUUUUGUCAUUGAUGUUUCAUUCUGACCCUUUUUCAUCCUUUAAUUAUUCUAUUCCACCAUUCCUUUGGUAUUAGUGUAACUCUUCUCCCACAAUGAGUUAGCUGCGACGAGUUGUCCCACAGCAAGUAGGCCAUGGCAAGUUGGCCGUGGUGAGUUGGUCAUGGUGAGUUGGUGUGGCAAAUAAUAGACUGCAGUUGAAAGCAGCAGCAAUGAGUAUCAAUUAGAAAUUGAUGUAGAAAGCAAUGGAAUUAGACCUUAAUUACACCACUCUAGUGCCAUAAAAUCAUGGCUUUGCUCUGUUGUCUUCUGUAAUUUAAAGAAGUGAUUGGUAUUAGGAAGAAAGUUUAGGGACCUAAAGUAUCAACAACCCACCACUCAUUUUCAAAAGUAUUUCCUAAGACAAAAUAUAUUUUUGCCACUCCCUUCUUUGACUCACCAUAUUAUACUAUUAACUAAUCAGAAGUGUGCGUCUUCAGAUAAAUAGCAUGCAGACAAAAGUAUCAUUUGUGAGAAAACUAGCCUCCAUAAACACACAGCACUUUUAAGGCACUUUGAUGUUUCAGAAAAUAUUUUUAAGUGUUGGAAUUUGACUGCAAUCUUACACUAAAGAUUGCAGUGAUUCCAAACUUGUGCAGUGAACCCUAUGACUGAACAGAGAUUUGAAUCUUAUUUUCAGCAACCCAAACUCAAUAUUGUCUUUAUCCCACUACCCAAUGUUGAAGCUAAAUACGAAGAUUGAACAUUGUGAUACUUGCACAGGAUCAUUUUGCAGAACUCUGUGGUCUUUAUCCUCAGUCUUGAAUAAGAAAACUCAUGUAUACCUUUAUAAAAAAAUGUCAUUGAAUAAAAAGACCAUUGUUUC
Messenger RNA from Notechis scutatus (mainland tiger snake), 2731 nucleotides. The record is from RefSeq and is a predicted model, not a curated record. Lineage: Eukaryota; Metazoa; Chordata; Lepidosauria; Squamata; Elapidae.